UUAUUUAUGAUUGAUAAAUAAAUGACGUCACUUCAACUAUAAAUCACGGUGCGCGCAUAGUCAGUAAAUACACGCAAGGGCAAAGCCAAAGAAAGAAGAAACGACCGGAACUGCGGAAGGAAAAGAGGGAAAGCAAUAAACUAAACUACUAAAAUCAUGCAGAUCUUUGUGAAAACCCUGACUGGCAAGACCAUCACACUGGAGGUUGAGGCAUCUGACUCUAUUGAGAAUGUGAAGGCAAAGAUCCAGGACAAGGAGGGAAUUCCCCCAGACCAGCAGAGACUGAUCUUUGCCGGCAAGCAGCUAGAAGAUGGCCGCACCCUGUCGGACUACAACAUCCAGAAAGAGUCCACACUCCAUCUUGUACUUCGGCUCCGAGGAGGUAUGCAGAUCUUUGUGAAAACCCUGACUGGCAAGACCAUCACACUGGAGGUUGAGGCAUCUGACUCUAUUGAGAAUGUGAAGGCCAAGAUCCAGGACAAGGAGGGAAUUCCCCCAGACCAGCAGAGACUGAUCUUUGCCGGCAAGCAGCUAGAAGAUGGACGCACCCUGUCAGACUACAACAUCCAGAAAGAGUCCACACUCCAUCUUGUACUUCGGCUCCGAGGAGGUAUGCAGAUCUUUGUGAAAACCCUGACCGGUAAGACCAUUACACUGGAGGUUGAGGCAUCAGACUCUAUUGAGAAUGUGAAGGCCAAGAUCCAGGACAAGGAGGGAAUUCCCCCAGACCAGCAGAGACUGAUCUUUGCCGGCAAGCAGCUAGAAGAUGGCCGCACCCUGUCAGACUACAACAUCCAGAAAGAGUCCACACUCCAUCUUGUACUUCGGCUCAGAGGAGGUAUGCAGAUCUUUGUGAAAACCCUUACUGGCAAGACCAUCACACUGGAGGUUGAGGCAUCAGACUCUAUUGAGAAUGUGAAGGCAAAGAUCCAGGACAAGGAGGGAAUUCCCCCAGACCAGCAGAGACUGAUCUUUGCCGGCAAGCAGCUAGAAGAUGGCCGCACCCUGUCAGACUACAACAUCCAGAAAGAGUCCACACUCCAUCUUGUACUCCGGCUCCGAGGAGGUAUGCAGAUCUUUGUGAAAACACUUACUGGCAAGACCAUCACACUGGAGGUUGAGGCAUCUGACUCCAUUGAGAAUGUGAAGGCCAAGAUCCAGGACAAGGAGGGAAUUCCCCCAGACCAGCAGAGACUGAUCUUUGCUGGCAAGCAGCUGGAAGAUGGCCGCACCCUGUCAGACUACAACAUCCAGAAAGAGUCUACACUCCAUCUUGUACUCCGUCUCAGAGGUGGCAACUAAUUAGUUGAAAGAUUGUGGUGUGACAUUUCAUGUUGAAGACACUUAAUCAACUUUUAAUCUUAAAAAUAAGUCUCAAGUUAAAUUAUUGUGCAAUUUUUAAAACUUGACUUAAACUUAGCAUUGUAUUAAAUAAACAUUACAAAAUAA
Molecule: messenger RNA, 1449 nt
Organism: Mya arenaria
Lineage: Eukaryota; Metazoa; Mollusca; Bivalvia; Myida; Myidae
Product: polyubiquitin-H
Exons: 3
Coding region: 157-1302 (381 amino acids)
Biological process (GO): protein ubiquitination; modification-dependent protein catabolic process
Cellular component (GO): nucleus; cytoplasm
Molecular function (GO): protein tag activity; ubiquitin protein ligase binding
Source: RefSeq, a predicted model, not a curated record